AUGCUAUUUGGGACCGUAAACGACAAGAUGCGAUUUGCGUUUCAAACUUAAAAAAUGCGAAAAAGGUCGAUAGGGGCGUUUUAGUCGAGCGGCCAGAUGUGAAAAUCUUUUUACCUUUCAGAUUUUUUGUGUAUGAACCAAAAACUCUCUUCAUACCAAAUACAUACAACAGGUUCUUAGUUGUGCCUAGUGGUGAUCAUCUGACAUCGCUGGUCGAUGAAAUAUCGUACAUAUCACCGCCGGCACCACCUCUUUCACAAAUCGAUGAUGUACCAUCAGAAUAUUUCUGCAACGGUGACAAUCGGCCUCCAAACUGUGGGCCCAACUGCGAAUGCACGCAUAUGGUCGAUAUACCUCUCGGAGCGAUCGUCGAGGUCGUUUUGGUAGAUGAAGUGCAGCAGGUUAAUCUGAGCCACCCCUUCCAUUUGCAUGGCACUGCCUUCUAUGUCGUAGGACUUGGGCGCUCGCCGGACAAGUCAAUAAAAAAAAUCAACCUGAAACAUGCUUUAGAGUUGGACCGAAUGGGAAUGCUUGAGCGUGAUUUCUCAAAGCCGCCACUUAAGGACACGAUAGCUGUGCCCAAUAAUGGAUAUGUUGUUAUGCGGUUUCGAGCUGAUAACCCAGGCUAUUGGCUUUUCCAUUGUCAUUUCCUUUUCCACAUCGUCAUUGGCAUGAACUUGAUCUUCCAUAUCGGCAUGCAAGCUGACCUACCGCCAGUACCACCUCGAUUUCCCACGUGCGGCGACCAUGUACCACCCGUAACUUGGUACUAGAAGCUGAAAAAGUAGUUCAUAAUCACCCUAGUAUACUCUGUGCUUUUACUUUUCAACCCUAAGUUACUUAUGUAUGUAUUUAUUAACUGUUUGCCUUAGCUUAACUUACGUUUAGUCCGAAUUCAUAAUACGCAGUAGAAAAGAAAUUAAAUAUUCAGUCUGGAAAUACUGAGUAUCUCGCAUAUUUAUGUACAUAUGUAUUUAUGUAAAUUCUGUCUGUGUUUACUUUUGUAAAUUAGACAGCUGAACGCGAUGCAAUAAAACUUUCUUAUAAACAGAAAUUAACAGCAACAGUUAAGACAUCCGCACUGACCAGUUCCAUUUUAUAGUCGCUUCCGACGCUGAUCAUCUCGUAUCGCUUAUCGAUGAGGUGUCUUAUGUGUCGCCACCAUCGCCAAUGCUUUCACAGUACAACGACAUACCUGAGGAGUACUACUGUAACGGGGAUAAUCGACCAUCCGACUGUGGCGAAAACUGUCAAUGUACUCACAAGAUCGAUAUACCACUUAAUGCAAUCGUCGAGGUUGUUCUGGUCGAUGAAGUUCAGCAGAUAAAUAUUAGCCAUCCAUUUCAUUUACAUGGUACGUCAUUUUAUGUAAUUGGCCUUGGACGCUCCCCUGAUGAACACAUCAAGCGAAUGAACUUAAAACAUGCACUGGAUCUCGAUCAACGCGGUAUGCUUGAAAGGCGAUAUCAGAAACCCUCGUUAAGGGAUACAGUUGCUGUACCAAAUAAUGGAUAUGCUGUUUUGCGCUUUCGAGCUGACAAUCCUGGAUUCUGGCUUUUUCAUUGUCAUUUCCAAUAUCACAUUGUAAUUGGCAUGAACUUGGUCUUUCAAAUUGGUACUCUUAAUGAUUUGCCUCCUGUGCCGCCUAACUUCCCGCGGUGUGGUAAUCAUCUACCCCCGAUAACAUCCAACAGCGAAUAGUA
This is a messenger RNA of Drosophila miranda, 1703 nucleotides long. Its product is annotated as laccase-21-like. The coding region runs from base 342 to 773 and encodes 143 amino acids. The record is from RefSeq and is a predicted model, not a curated record. Gene Ontology annotation, cellular component: plasma membrane. Gene Ontology annotation, molecular function: copper ion binding; oxidoreductase activity. The transcript is spliced from 2 exons. NCBI's taxonomy places the organism in Eukaryota, Metazoa, Arthropoda, Insecta, Diptera, Drosophilidae. Gene Ontology annotation, biological process: iron ion transport.